AUGGUCUUUCUCCACCCCCUCCUCGGUGCCGCACGGUUCCUGCGCUGGAGGCGGCUGGAGCACCUGGUGCAGACGGAGCAGUUCUGGCAGAUCGGCGAGUGCCUGCUGGCCAAGAGGAGGAGGAAGAAGGCAGCGCAGGACUACCUGGGCCAGAGCCUGCCCUAUCUACGGAGCCCGCAGGAGCCCCUGCGCCGGGAGGCCAUCAGGUUCAUCGGGCUCUUAGGGCAGCACCUGACGGAGCAGCAGCAGGACGAGAGAGAGCGCAUCUACCAAGGUGAGCCAGGCAGUAGGGUGUCGGGGCAGCCGGCAGGCGGCGUGCCUGUCCCCUGCUCCCACCUGCCGGAGGGGAGAGCUGGGCGCCCUGCGGGUACACGGCUGUCAUCGAGCCUCUGUUCUCUUUCUCUCAGGCCUCCAGAGAGCGCAGCGAGACCCCAAUGCAGCCGUCUCCUCGCUGGCCCUUCAGACCCUACAUAUCCUGCAGGAAACGAGGCCACGUCCACCACGAGGAGGCUUGGGGCAGCUCUUCUCCAGGCUCCGCAGCGCGUGGAGGAGGUGCUGCUCCUCCCGGGCAGACAGCUGAGCGCCCUGCAAAGCUCCCGGCAUCUCCUCCUGCCCGCUGCUCAGCUCUGCUCCUCGGGCACAUCCCUUCCCCGCUGCUGUGCCGCCCCUCACCCUGCGCUGCCACCUCCUUCAGCACCAGUGCCUGUCUUCUCUCUGUGGGAAAAGGGAAAACACACGGGAGAUCAGCACUGCCCUGAGAGGAACAGGACCUGCAGCGCUCCCUGACGCUGCCACACGCUUUCGGCCACUGCCAGCAAGCGCCGGCUGCUUUUCUUUCCAUCGUGUGUCAAAUGGACCAACCCAUAUGUGCUCAUCAGUUCACCCCUCCAUCUGAAGCAGAGGAUUCCACAGCCCUAACAAUUGCCUGGGUUUUUUUAAUCCUCUCUGUUUUCGGCAAAAAACCAACUGAGCAUCACAAGAAGCCUCUGCAAGGCAGAAAGGAACUGAUGAGCUGCAGAAGCAGCCACCAAGGAUGGGAAAAACGCUUGAAAAUGACAAGUGUUGUGGGGCAUAGGGACAACAAAUACACGCCUGAUACGCUACUGCCAAGUUUCCACAGCACUUCUAAUGACAUUCAUCACUGAAACUUCUUCAAAAAGUCAUCUGCCACGGGACAGAAAGAGACAAGUCCAACUGGUUGAAUGCUCAAAUAAGACCAAUACUAAAUAAAGCCAUCAUCUACUCCACAAAGCCUCCAGUGUGGUCCCCGCUGCUCUGGCAGCAAUCACAUCAAGAUCACAGCUCAGAUUUCUGCUGCAGGCUGAACUGCUCAAAAUGGUCAUAAAUCACCUGGACAAGGGGACGAGCAUCCAGACAGCAACGUCUGCUCACCCUACUGAAGCAACCUGUCAUGAAAGCAUCAUUUUAUUGCAGAGGAAACCUGCCGUAAGAAGUAAGGACUCCGAUCACAUUACCAUCAAUAUUUUCGGUCUGAAAGACGGAUGUGGGAGCUCUUCAGCCUUCCUACAAAUGAACGCCCCCAUUCAAGGCGCACUGUCAAUACUGCAAUAUCCCUUCUAUAUAACAGCAGCAGAACUGUUUGAUCUCUAACACAGAUUUAUACCUACAGACAGGACUUGGGAUAAAAUACUUUUUAAAUUCAAGUCAGUGUCAGUUCCCCCCGAUUAGGGUUAGUUUCAUUACUUCAAUAAAAGCGGUAUCAGAUGAUAAAACCAUCCUGUUACUGAGCCCUGCCUGGUGGCAUCACCGAGUGCUUCUCCCCUGCUGGAGCUCGAUGCUGUGGGCACAGAUGAGGCCAUCCUGCGCUGACAAGCCCUACAGCCGAAGCUGCAGCUGGACUCACCAAGAGGAGGAUGUCUGUUAGCAGUGACUGGCUGAGAAGAGCGGAAGCUCCGAGCUGAGCUCCCAGCAACUUCUGAGCACGCAGAUUGCAAACUAACCCUGCAAUCUCCAUUCCACUCGCUUAAGGGCAUUCCGUGCUUUGAAAGAAAGGCAGUUACACAACCACACACGCUCCCCCUGUCAUGUGUUGCACAGAGCCUCGUGUAAGCACGUCUGAAGAAAUGCACCUUUCACACUACGUAAUAAGUGGCACCACUGCAACGAGACGACCCCUACUCUGUCCAACCCAACAGAGACAGACACAGCUCUCUUUUACCAUCAGUCCUCGUGUCCACACCAGGAGCUGCCCCAGGCAACACUUGCAGGGCAGUCCAUUCCCACCCCACGUAUGACAGCAGCAUGACGGCACCCUCGAGUCCUCUCUGGAUUCCAUUCUGUACAGAGCUCCUGGCACAGCUAAGACUAGCAGAGCACAGAGCAGAAAAAAACAACGUGAUUUUACAGAGCGCUUCUCAAACUCUGGCCUACCUCUGUGUGCCAAAUCUACUUCUUGCUCUUGAAAUGGACAGCAACACACCAUCCCCCACAGGAGCCAGGGCUCAGGAGGCACGUCAGGGAAAGAGCACGCUUUCAGCAUUCACAGUAAGUGGGACCUUUAAGCUCUGUGUACUACAUCAGUCAUCUCCACGCGGGCAGACUUUUCCCGUGCAGCCCGACACCCAACGGUCCACGGUUUACGGGCUGGUUCGGCCCGGUUCCGUGACUAGGAGGGCGGAGGGAUCCGUGGAUCCGCGCCCCCAG
Molecule: messenger RNA, 2664 nt
Organism: Meleagris gallopavo (turkey)
Lineage: Eukaryota; Metazoa; Chordata; Aves; Galliformes; Phasianidae
Source: RefSeq, a predicted model, not a curated record